This is a messenger RNA of Petromyzon marinus (sea lamprey), 6953 nucleotides long. RefSeq names its product myomesin-2-like. The record is from RefSeq and is a predicted model, not a curated record. Gene Ontology annotation, biological process: sarcomere organization. Gene Ontology annotation, molecular function: protein binding; DNA binding. Gene Ontology annotation, cellular component: M band. Lineage: Eukaryota; Metazoa; Chordata; Hyperoartia; Petromyzontiformes; Petromyzontidae.
UAUCAGUGUGUGUAAAGUGCCCGUCUUGAAAAGAAAAUAUUAAUUAAGCAUCAUUCGAAGUGUAUUGUGUACACCCACUCGUGUUAGCUGAGAGAACAUGGUGUGAGAGAUUUCCGUGAAGUGACCUCUUGAAAAAGAAUGGCUUAGUCUACACUCGGGACAACUCGAGUAUUAGUUUCUCCCUCUGGUCUAAUAAAGCGAUGAGGCGCGGCGUGAACUGCCAGCUGUAUUUAUAUCCCACGGGUCCUUACAUGGCCGUGUGGCUUGGGAGACAUGCCUGUCGGGUUCGCACACACAAAUGGCAAAUUAUAGGCAGUGCUGUUUUGGCAGUGAGUUGAUGCUGUAUGCUAACUUCUCGCGGGUCUCUCAACGCUAAAGGCAGAAAGCUCCUUCUUUGCAGCUCGGCUCUCUUCCUUUCUGGGGUUUAGGCAGAGCUGAGACGCGGACGACCAGCAAGGACAAGUCGGCUGACGCUCACAUUGUAAGGCAUCGGUUGUGUCCUCGUCAUGGCCUCAUCAACGUCUUCGGCCUCCUACUUCAAGCAGAAGCACCGGCAGUACGACCACCAGUAUCGCUCCAAGCAGCUGCAGUCCGUCCUCCAAGAAUAUGGAGCGGAGAGCGGACAGGCAGAGCGCAGCCGCAAAAAGUUCAUUGUUUAUAUUGAUGGAGGCUCUGGCUUAAGCGACCUGGAUAGUUUAUCGAUCGCAACUUCCCGACAUCCAGCACAUUCGAGCAUUUUGUCAAAGUCUAUGGUUGGAAGUGGAUCGAUCGGUGUUUCGGAACGGAAUGUGGGCUUGAUGCAUCAAGAAGGACGCAGCUCUGCGGCAAGUCACAGUCGAGUGAGCAGCAGCAGCAUGAGCAGCAGUAUGAGCAGCAGCAGGCAAAGCAGCAGCAGCAGCAGCAAAGUGGCAAGCUCUUCCUUUCGCUCGGCAGAAGAGAUCCUGAGCAGCAAACGGCAUGCCACGCGGGACUACUCCGAAAGUGCUGCCAUUAAAAAGGUGCAUGCUGAGUCCGAGUCCUAUCUCAGCCAGGUCAUCGACGGGACAAUGCAUGGAGCCCCGCAGUUCCUUGUGAAGCCACGCUCCCAUUCCGUGUGGGAGAAAUCAAGCACCAGGUUCAUGUGCACCGUGCAAGGCUUUCCCGAACCUUAUGUCAAAUGGUACAAAAACCACGUCCAGAUUGAUCCGCGCUGCAGUGCUGGGAAACAUGAAGUUUAUGGCAACUAUGGUGUGUACACGUUGGAAAUUAACAGAUGCGAUUUGGAUGACACUGCACAGUACGAAGCCUUCGCCAUGAAUGUUAAUGGAGAAGCAUCAACAAUCGCUACGUUGGUCGUUAAAAGAUAUCAAGGAGAAGCUGAACUUGCUCAGCCUGGAUCUGUAUGGCUCCCCAUUCAUAUUCCGCCCCUUCCGCCCCUUCCCUACACCAAAGUCGACAUCACAAUCUUCGACAAGUUUGACGUCUCUUUUGGGCAAGAGGGUGAGGGAGUCACGCUGAGUUGCAAGGUGCUUCUGCAUCCGAACCUCAAGCGCUUCCAGCCCGAAAUGCAAUGGUGGCGUGAUGAGGCCCGCGUGGUGGACUCCCAGUGGGCGCAGACGUACUGGAGCGGAGAGAAGGCCACCCUGAGUCUGCCACACCUCCACAAGGACGACGAGGGCCUUUACACCUUGCGCGUCGUCUCUCGCGGAAGCUCCCAGCAGCACAGCAGCUACCUUUUUGUGCGAGAUGGAAAGGCUGAGGUGGCCGGUGCCCCAGCCGCUGCCCUGGAUGUCGAGUGUCAAGAAUCAAACCGCAACUAUGUCCUUCUCUCAUGGAAGCCACCCAGUGCAGAGGGUGGCAGUCAUGUGGUCGGUUACUACAUUGAGAGGUGUGAGUUGGGCACCAAGAACUGGGUGAAGUGUAACGACGCGCCCGUCCGCUUUACGCGCCACCCCGUCGUGACGGGCCUCACCGAGGGGAAGUCGUACCAGUACCGUGUGCGUGCCGUCAACAAGGCGGGCAUGGGCUCCCCGUCACGUCCCACCGAGCCCAUCCCCGCCGUCGACCCCGCCGACCUAGGUGAGCCGGCCGCUCCAACAGCUGGAGAAAUAACGGUACAGCAGGGCGAGCCAAAAGGCGCGGCUGUUCCAGCACCACCCAGGGAUGUGGUUGUGGUGGAAGCCAGCAGGAACUAUGCCGUCAUUGCGUGGAAGCCACCCAGCCAAGGAUCAGAGGGCCUGAAAUAUUUCGUCGAGAGGUUGGUGGGAGGCACCGACAGCUGGCAGCGCCUCAACGCGGACGUGCCCGCACGCUCCACGCGCUCCGCCGUCUUCGACCUCGCCGACGGCAAAUCCUACAGCUUCCGCGUGCUGGCGUCCAACGCGGGCGGAGUGAGCGAGCCAUCGCGGGCCACAGGGCCCAUUAAUGGAGGCACGACCGUCGCGCCGCCUUCCUCCCCGGGCCGGAUCCUCGCAUCCAGGAACUCGAAGACAUCGGUGGCCGUCUCGUGGGAAGCGUCCAAGCACUCGCAGGGCCUCAUCGGCUACUACAUCGAGUCCAGCCUCGUGGGCUCUGACCGCUGGGUGCCCUGCAACAACAAGCCGGUCAAGUACACACGGUUUGUGGUGCACGGGCUGGAGACGGGGCAGAAGUACGCCUUCCGCGUGCGUGCCGUGAACACUGCGGGCUUCAGCGACUUUUCCCAGGAGUCCGACCCUGUGACUGUGCUGCCACCUAUAGUGAGCCCAUCGCCUCCCCAUGGGAUUACGUUGCUCAACUCCCAAAAGGAUGGCAUGGUGCUGGGUUGGAAGGAGCCAACAUUCCUGGGAGGUGCCAGCGUGACGCACUACUACGUGGAUUACUGCGAAGUGGUGGCGGGCAAAGCUGGGGAAUGGAACGAGGCCAAAACGCAGUCUAUGGGAGAGCGGGUGUGCAAGAUCAGUGGACUGGAGGACAGCAAGGAAUACCAGUUCCGCAUACGAGCGGAGAACUUGGCGGGUGUGGGCGACGUCUCCAAGCCCAGCUCUGCCUUUCUAUUCAAGGAGUGGAACUUCCCAGAACCAGGCCCUCCCUUUGAUGUGGUGUUCACCGAAGUUCGAGCCAAGUCUAUCGUGGUGCUCUGGAAGGCCCCUCUCUACACGGGCAAGAGCCCCGUCACUGGGUUCAAUGUGGAAAUUACAGAGGACACUCUUGAGGAACACUGGCAGUUGGUCAACACCGACUUGGUGUCCAAAAGAUACUACAAGGUGAAAAACUUGGAGGAGGGCAAGGCCUAUCGGUUUAGAGUCAAUGCCGUGAACGCGUCAGGAGCUGGCAAGUAUUCAGUCCACUCAGACCCUGUGGUGGCAGCCACGCCAGUUGGAUCUAGGGAUGCACAGCUACAGAUUGAUGACGAUGGCAACAUAUACCUGGAGUAUACCUGUGAGGCUGCGACUGAAGCAUCCAGUUUCUCUUGGUCCAAGAAUUACCACGAGCUUCCAGAAAACAAAGUGACUCCAGAAACUCUCGGACAAACAACAAAGUUGUUCUUCAACAACCCUACAAUGGACGACCUAGGGAACUACUCCUGCGUGGUCACUGCGACAGACGGCUACGCAACAAGCUACAACCUCACGGAGGAAGAACUAAAGCGCGCUCUGGAGACAAGCCAAAAGCUGAAAUAUCCCACCAUACCCCUGAGGUCCGAGCUGGCUGUGGAGCUACUGGAGAAAGGGCAAGUGCGGUUGUGGAUGCAGGCACGGCAUCUGUCACCGACGUGUGAGCUGAAAUUCAUCGUCAAUCAAAGGGACGUUUCCAAAAACGAGAAGUACAAGAUUCAUGUGGACCGCAGCACGGGCAUGAUCGAGAUGAUUAUAGAUCAUCUUUCAGCUGUGGAUGAGGGCACUUACACUGUCCAGCUCAAGGAUGGGAAGGCGGCAAAACAAUCCAGCCUCGUUCUCAUCGGAGACGUUUUCAAGAAAUUGCUGGAAGCGGCUGAAUCGCAGAGGAAGGAGUGGCUGAGAAAGCAAGGUCCUCACUUUAUUGAAUAUCUGAGCUGGAACGUGAGCAAAGAUUGCCAAGUACAUUUAAAUUUCCAAAUUGCCAACUUCAAGAAGGAGACGACUGUUUUGUGGUUCAAGGACAGCAGUAUUCUAGCCGGUGCUCACACCGAAUUCAAAGACGGGCACGGCUCACUGCUCAUCCAAGAGUGUACCAAAAAGGACAUGGGGUUAUAUAAGGUGGAGGUGAAAGAUGAGAGAGGGACUGAUGCAAGUGUUUUGGAUAUUGCUGGUAAAGAACUUGAAGACCUGAUGUGCCAGAUGUGCAAGAUGAGUGCGCUCUCGGCCACACCGCUGCAGUUUGAAGCCACGGCCCAGGGCGUGAAGAUUCAUUCAUCCGUGGUGUAUUACUGCGAGGACCUCAAAGUCACCUGGUACCAAAAGGAAACGAAGCUGUCUUCAACAGAGAAGACCAUCAUUGGCGUGAGCGGAGAAAUGUUGUGGAUGCAUUUGAUCGCACCGACGGAGAAGGACAAAGGAAAGUACGUGUUGGAGCUACACGAUGGAAAGGAGGCCCACAAGUUUGCUGUGGACUUCUCUGGAGAAGUAUUUGAUGAAGUCAUGCGUUUAUAUCAAGCACUCAAGGAGGCUGCCUUCGCAGAGACACAUCGUGCCAGGGUGGUUGGAGGUUUGCCAGAUGUCGUUACAAUCAUGGAAGGAAAGACGCUGAACCUAACGUGCAACGUUGCUGGAGACCCAACGCCCGAGGUGUCGUGGCUAAAGAACGACCGGGAGCUGCCAAUCGACGACCAUCUGUCCGUCACGCUGGAGAGCGGUCAAUACGCCUCCAUAAUCGUGCGGAACAUCGCCAUGAUUGACUCGGGGAAAUACACCAUCUUCGUGAAGAACAAGUACGGCUCCGAGAGCUGCCAUUUCACUGUCAGCGUUUACAAUCAUGACCAGCCGCCACCCAGCGUCAAAGCGGCACCCGGUAGCGUCCAGGCGCCGCCCAGCAGCGCCAAGUCGCCGCCCGGCAGCGCCAAGUCGCCGCCCGGCAGCGCCAAGUCACCGCCCAGCAGCGCGAAGGCGCCGCCCAGCAGCGUCAAGGCGCCGCCCAGCAGCGUCAAGGCGCCGCCCAGCAGCGUCAAGGCGCCCGCGCACAAGAAGUGAGAGAGGCUGCCCAGCGGGUGGCAUUGUCCCCUGCGCGCACAAGCCGGCGCGCGCGCACAUAGCACGUAGAGAGAGGAACCCUGUUCCUUUUUUUUUCUUUUUCAAAUAUGCACACAUUUCACAAAGAAUCAACGAAAGUGCACAGCUUGGCAGCUGCAAGCAAGACCGUCGUUUUAAUCAGGCAGGAGAACAACUGCAAAUUAGGAUAGGAAUAUAAACCAAGCACAGAUUCUCAGACACAUUAUGGUAAACAUUGCGAGCGUACAGCAAAGCAGUAAGAGGCAGGUGAUGGCAUUUUCUGCUUCUGAAGGUCCCAAAAGAAUGUUAUCAGUCUAUGUUGCAUUUUUUAAAAAAGCCGCAUUUUGAAAGAGCCGCAUUGUUUGCUUGGCUAAUUGUAUAGGCACACCACACCUGUGUAAGGUGGGCAAUACAUAUUUUGGUCAAGGACUAAGUUCCUCAACAUUCAAAAACCAUAAUGAAAUGUGUACUUUACCAGUUGGUGAAUGUUAAUAAACAUAUAAUUGACAGUAACAAUAUGGACACAAACACCUAUUUAUACCGUUCAAAUAACGAAUCCUUGCUGGGUGCUAUAAAGACAUUGCAGCGUCAUACCAUUUGUGAGUCAAUUUGUGAUGUGUAUUGGAACAGGGCUCUUUCUGGCAUUUGUAUUGUGCAAGUAUGUGACAGGACUGUUGUUUAAUAGUGUUAGUUGAAGUUAAUACAGUGUGGACUUAUUUUUAUUUCCUCAGUAGAUGUAAUCGUAGUCUUUAACUUAGUGGCUAUAAGCAAUGAAACCUAAAUACCCUGAGAUGUCAAAUCAGAGUGUGUUCUAAACUUGAACUGCCUGGUGUUCUAUGGAAAUGAAGGUAGAUAUCACUUCCCUCAAUAGACAAAAACCCUGGUCCUAGACCUUGGUGUGUGUUCGGUAAUGAUUAGGGAGGCAGGCAAGCAAACAGGGUGAUAUACACCCAGAAAACAUAUCCAUUCAUAUCCCUUUUGUACCGAGGGUUAUGCCAGCCAGGUAUUUAUUUCAAUGGUUUUAGCAUUUAAUUAUUUGUCUCUUCCAUCAUCCUAGAUCUUUGCAGGUGUUACCAUUCUAAACCAUUCACUUGCAACUUGGUCAAGUAUUUCAUGCUAAUUUCAAAAGUUUUGAACUGUCUUACCGACAUGACCUGAAAUUCCCCAUCACCAUAAUCAGUGCUGUCAUUUCUCAAGUGCAGCCCUUGAACACGCCUCUUUGACAUCUACCAUUCCUCUUCAUGUGUAUGAUAAUGAGAUAGCAUUGAUUUUUCGAACACAUCUGUUAAUUAGCAGAUAAUGAAAACAGGAUGAAGGGGUGUCAUCGAGGGCGAGAAGUUAAUAAAUAUUUAAUUGGUAUACUAUUAUUUUACAAACCUGAGAACAUGAGUUUAUUUGACGAUGAAGGGUUAGAUUGAUAUAUUGACAAAAAAACAUUGCCCUGAUCCGUGUAGAAAUUGAUUUACGCACAUUUGCAGAAUUCAUGUUGUGCGGAAAUUCCUGCGAACUUCGUUCUGCCUAAUUCACGUAUGGGUUUUGGCACAGUUUGCCAUGUUGAAUAGGUGGAGCCCCAUUCUGCAAAAGUCUCACAGUUUAUCAGCAGCCAGGGGAGUGCUCAGGAGAAUGUAAAGCCAUCUGUGGCUCCACCCACCACUCCAAUCACUCACCGAAAUAACAGAUUCGUGUUAUUUACAGUCAUGUGAGGACAAGAUGAUGAUGAUGUUGAAGAUGGUGAUGGAAAUAAUAGUGAUGAUGAGGGUGAUAUCGAUGAUAGUUUUAACGUUAAUAAGAAUGAUAAGAUGAUGUAAA